Molecule: messenger RNA, 4396 nt
Organism: Macrobrachium nipponense
Lineage: Eukaryota; Metazoa; Arthropoda; Malacostraca; Decapoda; Palaemonidae
Gene: Plap
Product: phospholipase A-2-activating protein-like
Biological process (GO): ubiquitin recycling; proteasome-mediated ubiquitin-dependent protein catabolic process
Cellular component (GO): nucleus; cytoplasm
Molecular function (GO): ubiquitin binding
Source: RefSeq, a predicted model, not a curated record
AAAUGAGGAUAGUCUAUUUUACAACGUAAUAUCAAGAAAAACUUCCGCUCCUUGGAUGAUACAUAUACGUACUGACUGUUUCUAACUGAAAGAGGAUUGUGACGAGAAACGAGAAUUCAAACUGGUCUUUGUAGUUACCAAUUUCUGUACAGUGUAAAGGUAUAUUUGGAGAAUGGGAGACACUGACGGUAUUUACAAGUUGCGUUGUAAUUUGUACGGCCAUUCUAAAGAUGUAAGAGCAGUAUCUGUAACCCCUGAUGGCCAUGUUCUUACCGCAUCAAGGGAUUCCACUGCUCGGCUGUGGGGUCCUAUGCCUGACAGGGUAGCAUAUGAAGAGAAGCACUCGUAUUCAGGUCAUUCAAGUUAUGUGACAAGCAUUUGUGCCAUACUUAAUGACAGCAGUCACCCAGAGGGUCUUGUUGCCACAGGGUCACGUGAUACCACUAUUCUUGUAUUCAGUUUGAAUGGUGGUCAGCCAGUGCAUACAUUAACGGGGCAUGCAGAUACAGUAUCAUCUUUAUGUUGGAGUGAUGGCAUACUUGUCUCUGGCUCUUGGGAUCACAGUGCCAGAAUGUGGAAAGACUGGGAGUGUGUAAAAGAAAUGAAGGAACACUCAGGACCCAUUUGGUCAGUUGCUGUUCCUUGUAAACCUGAACAAGGGCCUUCAAGCCAGUCCCCUUCAAUCCUAACAGCUUCAGCUGACAAAACCAUCAAGUUGUGGAAAGAGGGAAAAGUUUGUGUUACUUACAAUGGUCAUAAAGACUGUGUGAGAGACAUAGCUGUAUUGAAUGCUGAUCAAUUUUUGUCUUGCUCAAAUGAUGCUAGUGUCAUACUGUGGGCCAUAUCUGGGGAGUGCCUAUCCACUUUCUAUGGACAUACAAAUUUCAUAUAUUCGAUUAGCAUAAUUGGAAAUGGUGAAGGAUUUGUUACGGGAGGAGAAGACAGGACAUUACGUGUAUGGCAGGCAGAUGGCAACUGUGUUCAAACUAUACAUGUACCAGCACAAUCAGUUUGGGCUGUAAGAUCUUUGCCAAAUUCAGAUAUUGUUUGCGGAACAAGUGAUGGCAUGUGUAGAAUCUUCUCUUCUGUGAAGGAUCGACAAGGAGAUGAAGGAGAUCAAAAGGAAUAUGAAGAAAGUGUUGCAAAAUCUACAAUGGCAAUUGGGGAUGUGGGGGGCAUAAAAAAAUCAGAGCUUCCUGGUAAAGAAGCUUUACUUGCUCCUGGGAAACGUGAUGGGCAUACCAUGAUGGUCCGUGAAGGUGACAAAGUAAAUUGCUACUCAUGGUCUGUGGCAAACCAACAGUGGAUGCCAGUUGGAGAAGUAGUGGGUGGUACAGGAGGAUCUCAGGAAACAUCAGGGAAGGUAUUAUAUGAAGGUAAAGAGUAUGAUUAUGUAUUUGAUGUAGAAAUUGAUGAAGGGACUCGACUUAAACUUCCUUUCAAUGUUAGAGAAGACCCCUAUUAUGCUGCUCAGCGUUUCAUUCAUAGACAUGAAUUGCCUCAAGAAUUCUUAGACCAGGUAGCAACAUUCAUCAUCAACAAUACAAAGGGAAUAACUUUAGGAGUAGAAGGACAGAAUCAUUUUAGUGAUCCUUUUACUGGUGGGUCACGGUAUACUCCAGCGGGAUCUGAUUCUUUAACAGGUGGUAGAUUGCAUUCAGCAAGUUUAGGUUCAGAUCCAUUUACUGGAUCAAGUAGUUAUGCUACAAGCAGUACAGCAGCAUCGUCCUCGCAUGUAGACUCUCAUUUUUUCCCUCAGUUAUUACCCUUGAAAUUCGAGUCAUGCAAUACAGCUGGAAUUCUAACAAAAUUAAUUGCUUCAAAUGCUAUGGUGCCUCCUGAAGGCAAGCUAACAGAUACAGUUCUUGAAAAUUUAGUUAGUACUGUGUCUAGUGAUGGAAAUAUUGACCCUCACAAAAUAGCCCCUCUUGAAACUGCUCUCCAGUGGCCGGCUGAGUAUGUAUGGCCAGCUCUAGAUGUUUUACGACUAGCCUUACAGUCUGAAACUUUGCAAAAAUCUUGGUUGACUAAAGAUAAAGGUGCUGCCUUGGCAAAUCUUCUCGUACUUUUUGUACGUCCUCCAUCUCAUGUGAAUACCCAGCUAUUAGCUCUCAGAUGUAUUGCUAACAUGGCAUGUCAUGAACCAGGAUGGGGUAUUCUAUCUAUGGUCAGAGAACAGAUAGUUUCAGCAACGGUUGAAGUCUCACCAUAUCCUAAUAAAAAUAUGGAAAUAGCUGCUGCCACUGUUCUUCUUAAUUACAGCGUAAUUCUAAAAAGAGCAGGGAAUCUAGAAAGUCAGUGCCAGGUUCUCAGUGGUGCUGCUGCAAUAGCAAUGUGCGCUAAAGAUCCUGAAGCCCAGUUUCGUUCUCUUGUUGCACUUGGAACACUGCUGUCACAUAACCCAGAGUGUCAGUCUCUUGCCGGAAACCUUGAUAUCAAACCUGUUGUUAAUGCACUUGCUUCUAUUACAUCGCCAUCUAAGGUUGGUGAGUGUGCUGGACAUAUACUGAAGUUACUUUAGCAUAUGUGUGUCAAAUAGUUUGUUGUUAGGAAAUCAUAUUCUUAGCAAUGUAUAUCAAUAUUUGGCACUGACAUAGAACAGUAAAUACAGUUUUAACAGAUUUUCUUUUUCCUUUCAUAUAAAACAUAAUACUUACUUUUGUGCAUUUGCCUGCAAAAUAUUUAUAAUGUAUAUCAUUUACUGUGAUAAACUAUUGUAUAUGAAGUUUCUUAUUGAAAGUUUUGUAAAGUACAUAAGUUUUUGGCUAAUUACUUUAAUUGAAGUAAACUGGUGAAAAAUGUGUGGUGUAUUUUAUACAAUGCUUGUUCAUGCAGUAUUUUACAUUGAAUGCAUAAAACUGUUCUUCAGUGUUGUGUAUGGCAUUGAUGUAUCAUAAACUUUCCUCGAAAUGCUGAAGAAAAUGAUGUUUUAUUGAAUGAUUGUUGAAGAUGAGUAACAUUAAGCAGGGGGAAGAAUUUAGAAGAAUAAUAUUGAUUAUAAAUAAUAUCAAUCAUAUGAAGAACAGAACUUGUAGUUAUUUAAUAACAAACAAUAGUGAACACCAACAAGAGACUAGCAAUGUUGAUAAGAAAAUAUUUUAGUAAUUGAGAACGUGGACCUAGGACCAGGUAGUGGCUUAUGGCCUUCGACAAGGUCACUUUACUAUUCAGCACAUUAUUGUGCCUGCUUUUAUUGAAUAAAGGCAAAGUAAGAAGUUAUUACAUGGUUUUCCAGAUAAAACUUUGAGGUAAUAUCUAUAGAUAAAAUUAUAAUGUAAUAAAAUUACAAACACCAUUUGUAUAGUAAAGAAGUAAUUUUCCACAGGAAACAUUACUUUAUACACCAUAUUUAGAUAUCUUGCUAUGCCAGAAAUUUCAGCUCACAAAUCCAUCAGACAGUCAUAGUAAAGAUUUUAAAGGCAAAAUUGACAUUUUUAUUGCACUAUUCCUGCAUGAAAUUCCUUGUCAGAAUUUAUGGGAAAUCUUAGUUUUUUAUCAUAAUGAUAUAAUAUACUAAUAGACUUGGCUCUUCAUCAGAUGAAGUUGCUAACAAACUCUUAAAAGCUGGGAAAGAAAGUCAUGUUUCAGUUUCUUGAUAAAAGGUGGCAGUUAAAUAUAAAGGCAUAUUUUUCUAUACAAACAUUAAAACAUCUAUGCAUUAUGAAAAAUGACAAUUAUACGUGAGAGAAUUAAACUCCAAAUCUCUAGGAAAGUUAAAUUUUUCUUCCAAAUUGUAAACACAUAGCUUUACUGACCCAACUAUUUGCAUCAUUAUAAUGCCAUCAAUAAAGAAAAUUGAAUGUAAAUAUGUUGUUAAAUUUUUCACAAGUUCGAAUGAACAGAAAAUGUUGAGGAUUGACAAAUUUGCAUUAAAGUUUUAUGUACAAGAAUGUUAUUGGUGGCUAACAGUAAUUAAGAAAGCCACAUAUAAUAUGGGUCAAUUUUUUAUUAUAGCAUUAAAUUCUGUACAUCGUAAGAUUUUGUUGUAUGGGAUGUCAAUGAAGUUUCCAUGAUUCAAACAAGGUAAGCUGGUAUUACUUUGGUAUUUCUUCGUCAUAUUAAUUUAAACACCAUCAAUUUGCUGUUGCUUGUUUUAUGUGGUUAAUGGUCCUCAGACAUACCCCAAGAAAAAUAAUGCUUCUACCUGGUCAGGUGUGUAUCCAGGAUACUCGCAGCCCCCUGAUAGCUGUUGCUCCGUGUGUGCUUUGCAGUGCAAUAUUCUUCUUAACUGUUUGCUCUCAGAUAUGACUAUUUUUAUUUAUAUAAUUAUUGAUAUUUAUAUACUUUUCAUCUACAUAUUUUAACCUACAGAGGCCGGAAGUUGUAAAAUAUUGUUGGUGUAGCUCCCAAUUUCUGUAAUUGCACCGUCUGUUUUUCAUUAUAGACUAUUACUUAA